GUGGUUUUACGGCGGUCCCGGAGAUCUCAAGCACAGGCGUUUUUGGCUUCUGCUUGCCGGUGUGGUACGCACGUGGGAGGGUUUCUGUGUUGGCAGCUGGUAAUUCUUCCUGCUCUCGUGGAGCGCCCACAUUGCAAGACGGAGUGACGGCGGAGGCCGGCGGUCGUGAGCUGAUGGAGUUCGCUGCGGAAAGUGGAGGGACCUCGGAAGGAGGUCUCCGGAGGGUAGCUGAGGGGGCGCGGCUCUGUCCGGAGUCAGAGGGGGAGAGAGACAGGGACUUACCUGGGAUGCCAGAUGGACUGACAGAAGUGAGGAAGACAGAGGAUGAAGAGGAAGGGGGUGGACAAAGGGCAGAGGAAAUGCGAAUGGACUUGACGGUUGUGAAGCAAGAAAUUAUGGACUGCUCGGAUGCAGAAGAAGGCGUGACGGGUGGCCAGGGGGUAAAGCAGGAGGCGGAGGAUGAGAAAGCAGGUGUAUUGGAGGUGAAGCAGGAGGUGGACCACAGUUUGUUGGUGAAAAAAGAGAGGGUGGAUGAACUAGAGGUGAAGGAAGAGGGGAUAGACUGGCCGGAAGUGAAGGGAGAGAGGGAGGCCAAGUUGGAGAUAAAAGAGGAGCUGUGUGUUGGGGCGAGCGUAAAAGAGGAGAAGGUGCUGGACGGGGAGCAUGUGAAAGAAGAGAAGGAUUUCCUGGAGAAAGCAGUGACGGAUGACUCAAAGGAUAGCGAAGAGCCGCAGGUGAACGCCUCGGUGGGCUGCAAGCGGAAGCUGGCCAUGUCAAGGUGUGAAACUUGUGGUACAGAAGAAGCAAAGUACAGAUGUCCACGUUGUAUGCGAUACUCCUGCAGUUUGCCCUGUGUAAAGAAACACAAAGUGGAACUGACAUGUAAUGGAGUUAGAAAUAAAACUGCAUAUGUUUCCAUACAACAGUUUACUGAAAUGAAUCUACUAAGUGAUUAUAGAUUUUUGGAAGAUGUGGCAAGAACAGCAGACCAUAUUUCUAGAGAUAUUUUCUUAAAAAGACCAAUAAGCAAUAAACAUAUGUACUUUUUGAAAAAUCGUGCCCGAAGGCAAGGUAUUAAUCUAAAACUUUUACCCAAUGGAUUCACCAAGAGGAAAGAGAAUUCAACAUUCUUUGAUAAAAAAAAACAACAGUUUUGUUGGCAUGUGAAGCUCUGCUUUCCUCAAAGUCAAGCUGAGUACGUAGAAAAAAGAGUACCAGAUGAUAAAACUAUUAAUGAAAUCCUCAAACCUUACAUUGAUCCUGAAAAAUCUGAUCCCAUAAUUCGUCAAAGGUUGAAAACCUACGUUCACUCUCAGACUGGGGUCCAGAUUUUAAUGAAGGUUGAAAAUAUGCAGCAAAAUUUAGCAAGGCAGAGUUAGACAGUGAGAGAGUCAGAGAGAAAGGUCUUCCUUCUGUUGGUUCACCCCCUAAAUGGCUGCCAAGGCCGACGCACUGCGCCGAUCCGAAGCCAGGAGCCAGGUGCUUCCUCCUGGUCUCCCUUGCGGGUACAGGGGCCCAAGCACUUGGACCAUCCUCCACUGCCUUCCUGGGCCACAACAGAGAGCUGGACUGGAAUAUGAUGAGAUGAGGAUUUACAUUUGAUUGUGUGCAUAAUUACAGUUACAUCAUUAAAGGACAGUGUAUUCAGAGAACAUCUUAAGGAAGAUUAUUACAGGUUAUAAAACCAUAGGCUCUAAUUGAAGAUAAGUACUGAAUAGGAAGAUUCGUAUUAUUUCCUGAAAAGUGCUUAACGGGCAGAAAUGUGUAGUUCCCUUGUGGCUGCUUGACUAAAUGUAUCGUAUGAUUUACAGCAUUCCUGUAACAUCAGAGCAAAUUUUUUAGCAAAUACUUGAUAUUGCCAAUUUCCACUGGUUUGCUUUUCCAUUCUUGGAGGGCUUAUGGCAGUUGUCUUAUGGUAUACCUGAUCAUUUAGAGCAAGCUUAAUAAGCAUUUCCUAGAUUUUAGCUUUACUGUGUGUGACUUUUGUUUUUAAAUUGUGAUCCUGGAAAGCUCAGGCAAUUUGUUGCAAAUCUUUUAAGAGUUUUCUUUCCAGAAUACAUACGAGAUUUUCUCUUCUGAUGAAAACUAAUAUAGCUACUUAAAUAUUAUUUACUCAUUCAUAGUGAGUUCCCCCUAAGGUCCAGGUACUUUCUAGACAUUUGGAUUGUAGUAGUAAGGAAGAGUGUUCCUGCCUCUGUGGAGCUGAUGCUCCCAGUGGAGGAGAUCAUUCAGGUAAUAAAAUUCUUGGUGUUGCCCUUUUCGCCACAUUGUUACCAACUUUCUAUUCUCAGAAAGUAAACUGGUGUUCUUGAACUGGAAAAGCUGGGCACUACAAGGGGCAGCAGCUCUUGCAUUGCUGUUCAUUUAUAAAACUGCAAGCUUUCUUCAGUUGUAAGUUUCCAAGUCUUAUUUAGUUUGAAGUCUAGUUUUUAUUUAUUAAUGGAAUUAUUUUCACAAAGUUCAGGUAUAUUUUCUCUUUAUGUUUGCUUUGCUGCUUUGAUAUUUGCAUAACAUCCUGAUUUGGGCAUUUUAAGAAGGUACAGGAUGAUUCUUUCAAAAAUAAAUAAAAACCAUUGAUUGAGGCCAAUGUUGAUGGCACAGCGGGUUAAGCUGCCACUUGGGAUGCCAGCACCUUUUGUCAAAGUGCCAUUGAAUAUUGGCUGCCCCACUUCUGAUCCAGCUCCCUACUAAUGAGCCUGGGAAAGGAGCAGAAGAUGGCUCAACUAUUUAGGCCCCUGCCACUCACAUGGGAGACUCAGAUGGAGAUUUUGGCUUCAGGCUUCAGUCUGGUCCAGCCAUGGCUGUUGCAGACAUUUAGGGAGUGAACCAGCAGAUAGAUGAAUUACCUCCUCCCUCUCCGUCUUUCUCCCUUCCUCUCUCUGUCAGUCCCUCUCUUUGUGUGUCACUCUAACUUUCAAAUAAAUAUAAAUGAAUAAAUCUUUUUUAAAAAGUUGUUUAAACAUAUAAAAUCUUCUAUUCAUAUAAAUAAAAAUUAGGACUUAUGCAAAAAUGAGUAAGGUAUAAUUCUUUUGUAGUGGAGAAGGCAGACACAUACAUAUAUACCUAAGUGUUUAUUAGGCUGCAAGGAGGGUAGCAGCUGCUCUUGCAUCAUCAGAAAAGGCAUUGUAGUGGUCAUGAUGUUUGAUUCUUACUAAAGGUGGAUAGUCCAUGUCCAAAGAAAGAUACAAGAUGCCAAGAUGCAUAAGAACAUUUAGUUGUUUGGGAAAAAAAGUAAGUGAUUUGAGGAUGUUGGAGUGUAUAUAUGUGUUCAGAACAAUAUUUCAAAACUUUUUUUUGAAAGAUUUACUUAUUUAUUUGAAAGAGUUACAUAGAGAGAGGGAGGGAGAGAGAAAGAGAUUUUCCAUCUGCUGAUUCACUCCCCAGAUGGCUGCAACAGUUGCAGCUGGACUGGUGCAAAGCCAGAAACUUCCCUGUAGAACUUUUUUCUUUAAAUGAAGUUGAAGAAUUCGUUCUGGACCCUCUGCUGUUAUCAAGUUAAGAUCUCAAGAUGUUGAGUAUGCAGCUAUAAAAAUCAAGCAGAAAAAUUAGUAAGGUUUAAUAACUAGUUGGCUGUUGGGAACAAUGAAUGGGAAGCAAAGGGGCCCAAGUCCUACACAGAUUUAGGGCAGGCUGAAUUUCAAGUACACCCAACAUUAUUUUCAGAAGAAUGACCUUUUUAUACUAAUGCUUUAUUAUUAGGAUUCUUUAGAGUGGGAUUAUAAUACUAUAAGAAAAAGUAACAUUAUCCUUCCAGAAUAUAUGGCGAAGUAGACCCUCUUAUUUUUCUUAAGAGCCUCCUGUUCAGAUUUUGUAGACCAAAUUGCUCACAUUGCAAAUAUUGUAUAUUAAAUAAGAAUUUUUUUACAGCAUUGCUCCUUAAGCCUAAUCCAAAUUAUGGAAUGUUUUUGCCAACAUCUAAAAAAUCUACACUGAGGAUUUUCUAUAAAGUCAACAUAAUGUCUUAAUUUGAUGCAUACUUUGGAAAGUUACUAAGCCUCUGUUUUCCCAUUUGAAAGUAGGGAUUGAGACAGGCAUGAUAUUGAACUGUUGUUGAAGAUCUAUUUGAGUUAAUAUAUGUCAGUGAUUUAACAUAGUUCCUGGCACACAACAAAUAACUCAAUAAAUAGAUAUUAUUCAAAUAUUUUGUAUUACAAUUGGAAAAAUAUUUACAGGUAACAUCUUAUUGAAAUGACUCAGUAAAUGUGAGAUUUCAUUUGUUUUUAAUUCUGGAGAUUAUUUCCUUAGUAAACUGAGCCAAUCUAUUUAAAAUAAAAAGUUCCACAUGGCUGGCAGUUGAUUGUAUUAUACAUUAUUAUUUUUUAAUGCAGCUAUUUCUAGCCAAAUAAUUUCUUAUACUUCUGGGAAGCAUGCUUAAGUUCACAAUUAGCUAUAGUCCCAGCAGGCUACUCACCACUAACCACAAAGGAACAAAUUCCCAAUCAUGUUAGUUUACAUUUCUUUUGACAUAAAUUAGAUAUUGCAAGAAUGUGAGGUUUCAGGAGCUUAAGAUGUCAUCACCUGUUGUUCCUGUACAAAUGACUCCCAAAAUUGGAUAUAUUUUCAACCUUUCUCCCAAGUUUCAAAUCCUAGUUUACAGCUUUCUUCAUGGAUACAUCUUAUUAAAUCUUAAGCUCAGCAUGUCUAUAUCUCACUGAACCACACUCAUUUCUUCCAGGGUGUGUGUGUGUGAGAGAGAGAGAGAGAGAAAGAGAGAGAGAGAUGGGCUGUGUAUGUGUGUGUGUUGGGGAGAUGUCUUAUAUGAAAUAAACUGUGUGUGUGUGUGUCAUAUUAAAUGAGUUGGCAGUGUGAUGUAUCUAUGUGUGUGUCAUAUUUAAUGGGCUGUUGGGGGGGAUGGGAAGUGUCUUCUAUUAAAUGGGAUGUCUGUGUGUGUAUGUAUGUAUUGUAUUAAAUAUACUGGCUCUAUACCUGGCAUCUUAAAAACAGCAAAUCUUGAUACUUACCUUCUGUUACUAGUAUGGUCAUUCUGUUAGGAGCCAAACAACUUUGACUUUUCACUUCUCCCUUGACACCCCUCCCUACAUAAUUGAUGUCCUUAAUGUCUUCCAUCCACUUUGCCAGUCUUCCUGAUAUAAUAACUUCCCAUAUGUUGUCUCUGCUAUGUCUGUGGCAGAAUCCAAUCCCUUCCUCCAAACUGGAUGUAUUUUCUUUAUCGUUGACCCUCAAAAUACGUUUCAUAAUUUUCAAAAUUCCUCCAACCAUACCUUGUGUCUUAUCCCAUGAAGUAUAUUGAUGAUAAACUAUUUUUGAGGACAGUGACUGCCUUUAGACAUCCUUCAUCUUUUUUUUUCCCAGAAACCUUUUAUUUAAGGCAUACAAACUUAAUACAUUUCAUAAUUACAAGUUUAGGAUCAUGGUGAUUCUUCCCAGCAUACCCACCCACCCACAUAUUCUCCUACCCCUCCUCCUCCUCCUAUUCCCAUUCUUAUUUUUUUACUAAGAUUUAUUUUCAUUUAACUUUAUACACACAUAUGAUUAACUAUGAUAAGUAAAGAGUUCAAAUAAUAAUAUGGAAAAAGGAAAACUGUUCCUCAGCAGUCGAGACAAGGGCUAUUCAAAGUUAUUGCUUUUCAAUGUGUCGAUGUCACUUCUAUAGAUUACCUUUUAGGUGCUCUAUUGGUUAUCACAAGUCAGGGAGAACACAUGGUAUUUGUCCUUUGGGGACUGGCUUAUUUCAGUAAUUAUUUUGUUUUCCAGUUUCAUCCAUUUUGUUGCAAACAACUGGAUUUCGUGUUUUUUUUUUAACCGCUAUGUAGUAUUCCAUAGUAUACAAACCAUAAUUUCUUUAUUCAGUCUUCAUUUGACAAGCAUUUGAGUUGAAUGCAUAUCCUAGCUAUUGUGAAUUGAGCUGCAAUAAAUGUAGGGGUACAGAUAACUCUUUCAUUUCCCUGGGUAAAUUCCCAGGAGAGAGAUGGCUGGAUCAUGUGGUAGGGCUAUAUUCAAAUUUCUGAGGUAUCUCCAUACUGUCUUCCAUAGUGGCUGUACCAGUUUGCAUUGACACCAACAGUGGAUUAUGGUACCUUUUUCCACACAUGCUCACCAGCAUCUGUUGUUUGUUGAUUUCUGUAUGAAAGCCAUUCAACUGGGCUGAGGUAAAACCUCAUUGUGGUUUUGAUUUGCAUGUCCCUGAUGGCCAUUGAUGUUGAGCAUCUUUUCAUGUGUCUGUUGGCCAUUAGGGUUUCCUCUUUUGAAAAAUGCCUGUUUAAAUCCUUUGCCCAUUUCUUGACUGGGUUGUUUGCUUUGUUGUUGUGGAGUUUAUUGAUCUCUUUAUAUACUCUGGUUAUUAAUCCUUCAUAAGUUACAUAGUUUGCAAAUAAUUUCUCUCAUUCUGUCAGUUGCUUCUUCACUUUGCUGAGUGUUUCUUUUGCAAUACAGAAACUUCUCGAUUUGAUGUAAUCCCAUUUGUCAAUUUUGGCUUUGUUUGCCUGUACCUCCAGGGUCUUUUCUAAGAACUCUUUGCCUAUGCCAGGGUUUCCCCAAUGUUCUCUAAUAAUUUGAUGGUAUUGGGUCAUAGAUUUAGGUCUUUAAUCCAUUUUGAGUGGAUUUUUGUAUAAGGUGUAUGGUAGGGAUCUUGCUUCAUACUUCUGCAUGUGGAGAUCGAGUUUUCCCAGCACCAUUUGUUGAAGAAACUGUCCUUGCUCCAGGGAUUGAUUUUAGUUCCUUUGUCAAAGAUAAGUUGGUUGUAGAUGCACAGAUUGAUUUCUGUCAUUUCUGUUCUGUUCUGUUGGUCUAGCUAUAUGUUUUUGUAUGAGUACCAGGCUGUUUUGAUUAUAACUUCCCUGUAGUAUGUCUUGAAAUUGGGUAUUGUGAUGCCUCCAUCAUUGUUUUUGUAUGUAAGAUUGCUUUAGCUAUUCAGAGUCUCCUGUGUUUCAUAUGAAUUUCAGCAUCGUUUUUUCUAUAUCUAAGAAUAAUGUCCUUGAUAUUUUGAUUGGUAUUGCAUUGAAUCUGUAAAUUGCUUUCAGUAGUAUGGACAUUUUGAUGUUAUUGAUUCUUCCAAUCUAUGAACAAGGAAGAUUUUUCCAUUUUCAUGUAUCUUCUAUUUAUUUAUUUAAUAUUUUGUAAUUCCCAUCAGAGAUUUUUGACAUCCUUGUUUUGUUUUGUUUCGUUUUUCUUUGUAGCUAUGAUGAAUGGAAUUGAUCUUAGAAGUUCUAUCUCAGCUAUGGAAUUGUCUGUGUAUACAAAGACUUGAUUUUUGUGUGUUGAUUUUAUAUCCUUCCACUUUACCAAACUCUUCUAUGAGUUCCAAUAGUCUCUUCGUGGAGUCCUUUAGAUCCCCUAUAUAUAAAAUCAUGUCAUCUGCAAAUAGGGAUAGUUUGACUUCCUCCUUUCUAAUUUGUAUCCCUUUGAUUUCUUUUUCUUGCCUAUUGGGUCUGGCUAAAACUUCCAGGACUAUAUUGAAUAGUAGUGGUAAAAGUGGGCAUCCUUGUCUGGUUACAGAUCUUAGUGGAAUGCUUCCAUCUUUUCCCCAUUCAAUAGGACACUGGCCAUGGGUUUGUCAUAAAUUGCCAUUUUAAUUAUGCUGAGGAACGUUCCUUCGGUACCCAGUUUGCUUAGAGUUUUCAUCAUGAAAGGGUGUUGUAUUUUAUCAAAUGCUUUCUCUUUAUCUAUUGAGAUAAUCAUGAUUUUUGUUCUUUAGUUUAUUAUUUAUCAUUUAUUGAAUGAUUUGUGAAUGUUGAACCAUCCCUGCAUACCAGGGAUCAAUCCCACUUGAUCCAUGUGAAUGAUCUUUCUGAUGUAUUGUUGGAUUCAAUUAGCUAGAAUUUUGUUAAGGAUUUCUGUGUCUGUGUUCAUCAGGAAAGUUUGUCUGUAGUUCUCUUUCUAUGUUGUAUCUUUUUCAGGUUUAGGAAUUAAGGUGAUGCUGGCUUCAUAAAAAUAAUUUGGGAGGAUUCCCUCCCUUUUAAUUGUUUUGAAAAACUUGAGACAAAUUAGAGUUAGUUCUUCUGUAAAUGUCUACUGGGAUUUACCAGUGAAGGCAUCCAGUCCUGGGCUUUUCUUUGUUGGGAGGGUCUUUAUAACUGAAUCAAUUUUGUCUUGUUUAUUAGUCUGGUUAGGUUUUCUUUGUCUUAAUGGUUCAAAUAAGGUAGGCUGUAUGUGUCCAGGAAUCUGUCCAUUUCUUUUGGGUUUCCCAGUUGGUUAGCAUACAGCUCUUUGUAGUAAUUUCUAAUGAUUUCUUUUUAUUUAUGUGGUGGUAUCUGUCGUUACAUUUCCUUUUUCAUCUCUAAUUUUCAUUUGGGUUUUGGUUUGGUUUGGUUUGGUUUGGUUUGGUUUGGUUAGUUGGGCCAGUGGUGUGUCAAAUUUGUUUUAUAAAAACCAACUCUUUGUUUUGCUGAUUUUUUUGUAUAGUUUUUUUUUGUUUCAAUUUUGUUUAUUCUCUAAUUUUAAUUAUUUCUUUUUUCCUGCUAGAUUUGGGUUUGGUUUGCCCUUGUUUUUCUAGGUCCUUGAAGUACAUUGAUAGCUCAUUUAUUUGGUGCCUUUCCAAUUUCUUGAUUUAGGAACCAAUUGCUGUAAACUUUCCUCUUAACACUGUUUUUGCUGUAUCCCAUAAGUUUUGAUAUGUUGUAUUCAUUUGUUUCCAGAAUUUUUUUUAUUUCUUCUAUGACCGACUGUUCAUUCAGAAGAAUGUUGUUCAGUCUCCAUGUUACAUAUGUUCUGGAGAUUCCUGAGUUGUUGAUUACCAGCUUCAUUCCAUUGUGGUUUGAGAAGAUGCAUAGUAUGAUUUUGAUUGUUUUGAAUUUUCUGAGAUUUGCUUUAUGGCCUAGCAUGUGGUCAAUCCUAGAGAAAGUUCCAUGCACUGGUGAGAAGAAUGUAUAUUCUAUGACUGUGGGAUGGAAAGUUCUGUAGAUACCUGUUAGGUCCAUUGGUCGAUUAACUCUGUUUCUUUGCUAAUUUUCUCUGGUUGAUCUGCCCAUUGCUGAAAAUGGAGUAUUGAAGUCCCCCAUUACUAUUGUAUUGGAGUCUGUGUGUCUCCUUUUAGAUCCAUUAACAUUUUUUUAAAUAUCCAGAUGCCCUGUAAUUAGUUGCAUAUACAAUUAUAAUAGUCACAUCUUCCUAUUAAAUUGAUCCCUUAGUCAUUACAUAGUGCCCUUCUUUGUUUUAAUAGUUUUUAUGUUAAAGUCUAUUUUGUCUGAUAUUAGGAUGGCUACAUCAGCUGUUUUUGGUUUCUGCUAGCAUAGAAUAUCUUUUUCCUUUCUUUCACUUUCAUUCUGCAUAUAUCUUUGUUGGUGAGAUACGUUUCUUUUAGGCAGCAAAUAGAUGGGUUUUUUUUUUAAUCCAUUCAUCCAUUUAAUCCAUUUUCCAAUAAAUAUUCGUAUUGUUUACUUUGGAUUUCCUUUGUACUUUUACUGAGAGUUGUUCCACCUUCACCUUCUUUUGCAGUGAUGACCAUGUUUCUGUGUUUCUCUGUGUAGCACAUCCUUAAGCAUCUUUUGUAAGGCUGAACAGGUGGUGACAAAUCCUUCAAUUUCUGUUUGUUAUGGAAGGUCUUUAUUUCACCUUCAUGCAUAAAUGAGAGGUUUUCAGGGUAUAGUAUUCUGGGUUAACAGUUUUUUUCUCUUAGGAUUUGGAAGAUAUCUCUCCAUUCUCUCUAGCCUGUCUGUAGAGUUUCUGAUGAAAGUCAUCUGUGAGUGUAAUUGGAGAUCCUCUGAAAGUAAUCUGGCAUUUCUCUUGUGCACAAUUUAGAAUUUUUUUUCUUACAUUUUACUGUGGAAAAUUUAACUACAACGUGUCAUGAAGAUCUUUUGUGGUCCUUUCUUUUAGGAGUUCCUUGUGCUUCCUCUAUUUGGAUGUCCCUUCCUUUCUCCAAAUUAUGGAAGCUUUCUGUAAUUAUUUCACUAAAAAGACCUUCUAAUCCAUUCUCUCUUUUUUCACCUUCAGGAACUCCUAAGACCCAUGUGUUGCAUCAUUUGUUAGUAUCCUAUAAAUCUCCAACAGUGUUUUUUAGUUUUCUAAUUUCUUCUUGUUUUUGGUCUGAUUGUAAAAUUCCCAUAGAUUUGUCUUCUAACUUGGAUAUUCUUCAUUCUUCUUCACUGAGUCCUUUGUUAAGGUUUUCCACCACAUUCUUUAUUUGUUAUAUUCAGUUCUUCAUUUCCAACAUUUCAUUUUGAUUUCUCUUUAAGAUCUCAGUUGUAAGGCCACCACAAAACACACCUAACACGAGAAUAAAGAAAAGUUUUAUUGUUGGGUAGCAGUUAACCUAACAGUCUGGAGGGAGAGGGUGACAGAGGGUGACAAAGGGAGAGAGGGGUCUAGAGAGAAAGAUCAAGAGAGCACAUGUGUGGGAAACAGGUCCUGUUAUAGCCUUGCAGAGGAUAAUGAAGUGGGACUGACGAAUUGUGCUAGGCUAGGGGUGGAGCUGAAACUUGUGGUUGGGCCAUUUAGUCUGACUUCUAGCAAGCCAGGCUGGGCUUAGGACCAGAGCUUACUGUGCAAGAUGGCAAUGGGGGCCAAAGCCUAAGAUGACACCCGGGACUUAAGGUGGUACCACAGAUAGGACCACACUGUUUUACUAACAUCAGUUUCAUGGGAGAAAUUUUCUUUCAUUUCAUGUACAGAUUUCUUUAGUUCAUAGAUUUGCCUCUGAUUACUUCUAAGUAAUCGUACAGUCAGUUUUUUGAAUUCUGUUUCUGGCAUUUCUUCAGUCUCUUAAUCUUCACAUUCUAAUAUUGAAGUGUUGUGUUCUUUUGGGGGGCAUAAUGUUGUCUUCCUACUCUUGUUUCUUGAAUUGCUACGAUUAUUAUUCAGCAUUUGUAGAGACACUUCAUUUCUUUGUUUUUUUUUCCCCUGUGGUUGUGUUUAUCUUUGGACUAUGUCCCUGUGGCUUAGUGUAGUGUUUGAUUUUUAAGUCAAUGCCCAGGGGCGUGUGGUGAGUGUGGCCAGGAAGCUCUAUUCAGUGAUCCAGGGUGAAGGGAGCAUCCAAGAUGACACCCAGGUUCAGUGUGGUAAAUCUCUUUUUUUUGUUGUUUAUAUUUUUGUUUUAAUCAGAGGUGAGGCUUGUUCUGUUGUAGUCUCACACUCACUUCUUCUACUCAAAGGAGAGCAGUGUCAGGGUGCUAACCCAAGUGAGUCCAGUAUUCGUCCUCUGCCCCACGAACCACACAAAGGAACUGUGCAGUCCUUGGUGUGAUCACAGAUCCCACAGCAAUCAUCCGCACCUGGAAUUCAGGGAGCCCCGAGUGUGUGCAGUGCAGCCACCCACAGUGGCUGCCCAAAGUCCCAGCCACAUCCUGCAUCUUCUUUUCCAGCCACAGUAUUUUCACAGUCCUAGUAUCUCCACUUGGCUGGUUGUUGGUCACAUGGACAAGAGCUGAUGGCAGCUGUUAUGUAUGUCCAAAAUGGCACCCACCUUCUCUCAGCUUGUUACAGGACACCAGUGCAGGGUGGUUGUAGAGAGAGAAACAUGCACCCUUUUUUUCUCCUCUAACUUGGCAACUACUCUGUCCCCGACAGGGCUCUAAGCCAGGCCCACGCCAGGCUCUUCCUACAGCUUUAUCGCCAGUGGCUGGGGCUGCCAAAGCCUCUCAUCUCACUCCAGAGCUGGUGCUGGGGCUCUUAGCCACUGGGGCCCAGAGUUGUGCACAUCCAAACUCUCCACUAGGUCCACAAUGUCCGUCUGAUUUGCAUGAAGUUUAUUCUGCCAUUUUCUCCCUAACUCUUCCCUGAGACUAUACUCUCCACUUUUUUUAAACUAUCUUCCCUUAGACUAGAGCAGUAAGUUCCCUCCCUAUUCCACUAUCUUGGAUCUCCUCUAGACAUCCUCAUCUUUAUAUUUUCUGCAGUGCUGUAAGAGUGACUUUACUGUGAUAAGAUUUUCAUCUUGAUUUCUAAAAAGUAAUGUACUAAUUGAUUUCAACAUGUAUGCAUCCUGGGCAUUACAUAUUGAUGCCACUUCAGUACAUGAAAGCAAGUCUUGGACAACUUUUUUCUGUAAAUGGCUAGCUAGUAAGUAUUUUUGGCUUUGUGAGUCACAUGAUGACAGUUAGUCAAUUCUGCCAUUGUAGCACAGAAACAGCUAUAGACUACAUAAACAGUAGGCAUGGGGGCCAGUGUGAUAGUGCAGUAAGUUAAGCUGCUACCUCUGACACUCGCAUUUCAUAUGAGCACAGUUUGAGUCCUAAAUGCUACAUUUCUAAUUCAGCUCCCUAUUAAUGCUCUUGGGAAAGCAGAGAAGAUGGCCCAAGUGCUUGGGCUACUGCCACCCAUGUAGGAGACACAGGAGUUACAGGCUCCUUGCUGGCACAGGGCCAGCUUAUGCAGCCAUUUGAAGAGGGAACAAGCAGUUAGAAGAUUUCUCUCUUUGUCUCUCUCUCCCUCCCCGCUCAGUAACUCUGCCUUUAAAUCAGUAAAAUAUUUUAAAAAGAAAAACAAUGAGCAUAGCUGUGUUCCACUAAAACUUUUUUUUACAAAAUAUCAGGAUUUGACCCAAAGAGAUGUUUGUUUGUUUAUUUUCAUAUACUUGAAAAGCAAAGGGAGAUUCCCUGUCUGUGAUACACUCCCCAAAUGUCUGCAACAGCCAGGACUGGGGCCAGGCCAAUGCCAGAAGCCUGAAGCUCCAACCAGGUCUCCCACAGGAGUGGCAGGAGCUCAAUCACUUGCCAUCAUCCACUGCCUCCCAGGAUACACUAACAAGAAGCAGGAUAAGAAGCAGAGGUGCCAAGACUUGAACUGAAACUUCCAUAUGGGAUUUGGGUGUCUCAAGUAGCAUCUUAAACCUGCUGUGCCAUAACACUUGCUCCUAAAGGAUUUUUUAAUUGGUCUUUUGUGACUGUAUGUCAUUUAGCCAAUUGAGAGCUUCAGUUCAUAAAAUAAGCUAGGGGAGGCGAGGGAGAGAGAUGAUUAGAUUAUAAUACAGGCUCAAUAAGCUGAUAAUUUAAGUUACUUCAGAAGAAAUGCCUGCUCAGAGAACAGGCUUUUUGAUAUAUGAACUUCAUCUAAAAUAUCAGUGGGUUAAGAUUGAUCAAGUCUAUAGUUUUCACUUAUUUAGUUAGUUUUCAGUGAGCCACAUCCAUGUGCCAGCACAUGGAAUAUGUAGUCAUCUAAAAGACCAACUGUCAAGAAGCUAACAGUCUAGAAGGAAAAAUAGAUGUGUGAUAAAUACUACAACAGAUGGGUAUUAAAAACAGACAUAAAAGGUGUCCCUGGGAUUCCAUGAACAUCUUUGCAUGGCUACCACAGACACUUUGUGAUGGAACGACAUGCCAGUUACCUUUACUCUGAUUCCAAAAAUCGACAUGCAAAGCCAAGAGUUUAGACUUUAAACACAAACCAUAAUUUAACCAUUAUCUAGGUUUUAAUUUCAUAAAUAUUACAGAAAAGUAUUACACUUCCUGGGGGUACUAGCCUGUUGUACUUGCACAGAUUCUACUAGUUGUUUCCUGCUAUGCUGAUUUUAGUUAAUAAUUUUGGAACAUUUUUUGUUUGAAAAGCAAUCAGAGAAAGUAUGAGCUAUUUCUUUUGGAUGAUUUUAUUUCCAUGCUGAGAGGAUGUUUUUUAAAUAAAAAACUAAUGUUCCUUUGCUUUCUUUGGAUCUCUAUGGGUCUUUAAUAUGAAAUAUUUUUAAAUCAUUUUCAGUGAAGUUGAAAGGUAAGAUACUUUUUCCUAUGCCCUUUUAGAGAAACUGAUGUUGCCUGUGUGAAAACCUCUAUUGAAGCUCAGUUGAACUCUUUUUGGCUUUUACUUACACCUAUUCAGCCAGCAAGCGAAGACCCCCUUGACCAUACGGCAGAGCUGACCUCGUAGCUCAGGCUACUUGCUCAGACGUUAACUCCUAGGCUCUCAACUCUGCUUGCCAACAUGCCAGAUCCCAGUCCUACUUGAUUCCAAUAGGUCUGUUGCCAAUCCUACUACAAGGGGAUCCCUCCUUGCUUUUGCAUAAUCCGUGCCUCUACUGGACAAUUAAUUUCUCUUACCAUAAACAUCUCUAAGCCUAACUUGUACCCUGUGUUUCUUCUCUUCUCAGAACACUGCUUCCCAGAUUUCUGUGUCCAUCAUGAUUAUCUGGGAUAUUUGCUGAAGAUGUAGAUUUCUAGCUUAUCCCCAGAGGUUCUGGUUUAGUAAACCUUAUGAAGGACCUAGAAACCUGCAUUCUUUACAAUAUAUGCCUCCUAGGGCACAUAGAUAAGUUAUUCCUGAGACCACACUUUGAGAAACACUGAUCAGGAUAGUAAACUCUUAGAGGACAUUUGUGGAUUCCAUACAGUGUCUAAUGUGUUUUUUAUUUAGUAUUUUGUAGAUAUUUAUUCAGUUGAGUUGUUGAAGUUAUAUAAAGAAAUACAUCAAUAUUAGGAUGGAUUUUAAUCACAUUUUACAUCCCUUAAAUAUUAAUCUGUACAUAUUACCUGAUUGGACCAAGAAAAUUAGAUGAUCUUGUUUCAGGUUUAUGGAGGAUAGUUGAAAAAUAUACUUUAAAGAUAUUCUAAAUAGGAAGUUGAGGCCGGCGCCGCGGCUCACUAGGCUAAUCCUCCGCCUAGCGGCGCCGGCACACCGGGUUCUAGUCCCGGUCGGGGCGCCGGAUUCUGUCCCGGUUGCCCCUCUUCCAGGCCAGCCCUCUGCUGUGGCCAGGGAGUGCAGUGGAGGAUGGCCCAGGUGCUUGGGCCCUGCACCCCAUGGGAGACCAGGAAAAGCACCUGGCUCCUGGCUCCUGCCAUCGGAUCAGCGCGGUGCGCCGGCCACAGUGCGCUGGCCGCGGCGGCCAUUGGAGGGUGAACCAACGGCAAAGGAAGACCUUUCUCUCUGUCUCUCUCUCUCACUGUCCACUCUGCCUGUCAAAAAAAAAAAAAUAGGAAGUUGAUGUGUGUUAAAAGCUAGGAUUUAAAAAGAAAAUUUCCAACCAUUAGAAAAUUGAGGUUUUUGAAAAUUAAGAUUAUUUCUGUAAUGAUGGUAUGAAAUUAAAUAUAUAUUAGAGGACACAGAAGUUAUUCCAAAAUUUCUGAGAACAGUAUUAGCCACCAUUAGAUGUCUUGUCUUCUGUCAUUAGCCAGAGACCAUUUCUACCUUUGGGUAAUUCCUUAGAAAGUAACUGUGAUAAAAGAAGGAGUAAUGAAUAAUAAGGAUUUGUUCUCUAGACCCAGAUCCGAUUACUUACUCCUUGUUUUCUUUUGGAAUUUGAUUCCAAAUGGGUCAAAUCACUUAUGAGUCAAAUCACUUAAUCUAAGAAUCAGUAGUAAAGUUGCCUCUAGGAGAAGAUGCCAUCAUCAGUGUUCCCUCCAUCAUAUUAAGAGAUGCAUUUCCCGGCCGGUGUCAUGGCUCACUAGGCUAAUCCUCCUUGUGGCGCCGGCACACCGGGUUCUAGUCCUGGUCGGGGUGCCGGAUUCUGUCCUGGUUGCCCCUCUUCCAGGCCAGCUCUCUGCUGUGGCCCAGGAGUGCAGUGGAGGAUGGCCCAAGUGCUUGGGCCCUGCACCCCAUGGGAGACCAGAAGUACCUGGCUCCUGCCAUCAGAUCAGCGCAGCGCGCCGGCCCCGGCAGCCAUUGGAGGGUGAACCAACGGCAAAGGAAGACCUUUUUCUCUGUCUCUCUCUCUCACUGUCCACUCUGCCUGUCAAAAAAAAAAAGAAAUGCAUUUCCAAUAAAAUCUUACUUUAAAUGUU
Oryctolagus cuniculus (rabbit) is the source of this 15599-nucleotide messenger RNA. It is a transcript of the gene ZNHIT6, whose product is annotated as zinc finger HIT-type containing 6. The record is from RefSeq and is a predicted model, not a curated record. Gene Ontology annotation, cellular component: pre-snoRNP complex; nucleus. Gene Ontology annotation, biological process: box C/D snoRNP assembly; maturation of LSU-rRNA from tricistronic rRNA transcript (SSU-rRNA, 5.8S rRNA, LSU-rRNA); snoRNA localization. Lineage: Eukaryota; Metazoa; Chordata; Mammalia; Lagomorpha; Leporidae.